CAUGCGCACAACACUCCGCGUACCUCAUCUCUGUGCUGCUGCACAGCCUCCAAACAAGCGACGAGCCACUGAGAUUACCACACGCUAGCCCUUCUCCUGAAGCUCCUGACGUCUCGGGAAGGUGUUGAGGCGGUCAGUGUGGAUGCUAACUCGGUUAGCCAGCUGCAGCUGCGCGCCAUCUUUACAGGUCAAAGUUCGGGUACUGCAAUGGGAUGUGGUCCCUCUCAGAUGACUGAAGCGCUUAAAGAGAGAGAAUCCGAAAAGCAUAAAGAGAAAGCACAUUGAAAAUCAAAAAUAAGUCUGCCUGUGCAGAAUAAUAAAGACCCCUUCUCCAUUAAGCUGUUUUCCCCUUUUUUGCCAAAAUGUCAACGGUCACUUCAGCAAACCCAGAAGCUCCUGCAGUCAUCAACCCUCCUCCCCCUGAGGUGACCAACCCUACCAAACCUGGCCGCAAGACUAACCAGCUGCAAUACAUGCAAAAUGUAGUUGUCAAGACACUGUGGAGGCACCAGUUUGCAUGGCCUUUCUACCAGCCUGUUGAUGCCAUUCAACUUGGUCUUCCGGACUAUCACACGAUCAUAAAGAAUCAAAUGGACAUGGGCACCAUCAAGAAAAGACUGGAGAAUGUGUACUACUGGAGUGCAAGCGAGUGUAUGCAGGACUUCAACACAAUGUUCACAAACUGUUAUAUUUACAACAAGCCAACAGAUGACAUUGUGUUAAUGGCACAAGCAUUAGAGAAGAUCUUCCUUCAGAAGGUGGCCCUGAUGCCUCAGGAGGAGGUUGAGCUUCUUCCUCCUGCCCCGAAGGGCAAAGGGCGCAAACCAGCAGGGCCUGAUCAGCAGGAUGGGGCUGUCUCUUCUGGCUCGCCCACUUCUGUUUCCCCUGGUGCAACCUCACCGAGUUCACAGACAGCAGUCGUGUCUCCAGCUCCAGUGCCCACCAUCACCCCUAGCUUACCAGCUGUACAGAACACAACCACUGCCGCCAUGAUACCCGGCAUGCCUCUGUCGCAACCCAAUCUCAAAAAGAAGGGGGUAAAGCGGAAAGCCGACACAACCACCCCUACUACCUCUGCCAUCACCGCCAGCAGGAGCCAGUCACCCACCCCUCUUUCAGAAGGCAAACAGGGCAAAGUGGCGGCCAGGCGAGAGAGCACCGGUCGCCCCAUCAAACCCCCUAAAAAGGAUUUUGAGGAUGGCGAACUAGGCGUACACGGAAGCAAAAAGGGCAGGCUUUCAGAGCAGCUCAAGUACUGCGAGGUCAUCCUUAAAGAAAUGCUUUCGAAAAAGCAUGCUGCAUAUGCCUGGCCUUUUUACAAGCCUGUUGACGCAGAGGCUCUCGAGCUACAUGACUACCAUGAAAUAAUCAAAUACCCCAUGGACUUGAGCACAGUGAAAAAAAAAAUGGACAGUCGAGAGUACCAAGAUGCACAGAGUUUUGCUUCAGAUGUCCGAUUAAUGUUCUCAAAUUGUUACAAGUACAACCCACCUGAUCAUGAGGUGGUUGCUAUGGCCAGAAAGCUGCAGGAUGUGUUUGAAAUGCGUUUUGCAAAGAUGCCCGAUGAGCCAGUGGAGGUGGCCGGGGCAGGUGGUGUAGGCGGGGCCGGUGUGGUCAGUAAGAGUACUGUCAGCAGUGAGAGCAGUGGCGGCGACUCCACCUCUGACAGCUCCGACUCCGAGGAGGAGAGGGCCACCCGGCUCGCCGAGCUGCAGGAACAGGUGGGUGCGGAACAGUGUAUCUCUUUGGAGCACCCCAUUGGUAGCAGACAGGGGAUAAAAAACGGGUGCACCAAGAAUAAUCAGCUGAAAGCCGUCCACGAACAGUUAGCUGCUCUUUCUCAGGCCCCGGUAAGUAAACCAAAGAAAAAGAAAGAGAAGAAAGAAAAAGACAAGAAAAAGAAAGAGAACAAGCACAACAAAUCCAAGCCAGAGGAGAAAGGCAAGCCAGGACAGCCUCCGAAACCAGCCCAGCAGAAAAAGGGUCCUGCCAGAAAGGUUAACAGCACUGUUCCAGGCAACAGGCAACCAAAGAAGGGUGGCAGAGGGCCAGGCUACGAGUCUGACGAGGAGAUGUGUCUGCCCAUGACGUAUGAUGAGAAACGGCAACUGAGCCUCGACAUCAACCGGCUGCCUGGCGAGAAGUUGGGCAGGGUGGUCCACAUCAUUCAGUCCAGAGAGCCUUCACUGCGGGAUUCCAACCCUGACGAAAUCGAAAUCGAUUUUGAGACGCUCAAACCUUCCACUUUGCGUGAGCUGGAGCGAUAUGUCAAGUCCUGUUUACAGAAGAAACAGAGGAAACCUCCACAGAAAGGAGGCUCAGGCCCCUCUCGGCUCAGCGGCAGCAGCAGUUCCUCAGACUCGGGCAGCAGCAGCUCCAGUGGCUCCACUUCAGAUAGCAGUGACUCCGACUGAACACUUUAUUUACUUUAUUUUUUUUUUUUACACUUUUAAAAAAA
Molecule: messenger RNA, 2458 nt
Organism: Sinocyclocheilus grahami
Lineage: Eukaryota; Metazoa; Chordata; Actinopteri; Cypriniformes; Cyprinidae
Product: bromodomain-containing protein 3-like
Exons: 14
Coding region: 363-2414 (683 amino acids)
Biological process (GO): chromatin remodeling; regulation of DNA-templated transcription
Cellular component (GO): nucleus; chromatin
Source: RefSeq, a predicted model, not a curated record